Papaver somniferum (opium poppy) is the source of this 2675-nucleotide messenger RNA. Its product is annotated as sucrose nonfermenting 4-like protein. The transcript is spliced from 13 exons. The record is from RefSeq and is a predicted model, not a curated record. NCBI's taxonomy places the organism in Eukaryota, Viridiplantae, Streptophyta, Magnoliopsida, Ranunculales, Papaveraceae. The coding region runs from base 674 to 2167 and encodes 497 amino acids.
CCAAACACAGUCCAAAACGUUUCCUCAUAACCACUUUAUUUUUUUUAUGUUAUUAUUAGUUUUUUCAUUUCUCAUUUUUGUCUUGUAAUUUUCUCUCUCUUUUCUUGUGUUAGCGGGCAAAGAAGCAUUGAAACCAUCGUAGAUCCAAACAAUGUCAUGAAUAUUCAAUUCUAUUCAUGAUUAGGUUCUUAUUUCUCUGUCUUAUUACCUAGGGUUUUGAUUAUCUUACCCUAUAGAAUAGAAUCUAUCUAUUUCCAUAAAAUCUCCUUUUUUUUCUUUGAAUUUUCGUUAAGGUUGAGUGAACCAGAUGUUGUUGAAUUCAUAAAACAAAUAUUGAGUAAUGUGGAUAUUUAGAGAUUGAAAACGAAUAUUGAACUUGGGUGUUGAGUUUAAUUGAGGAUUCAUUGCUGGAAAAUUUGUGUGUUUUAUCUCUGCAUAUAAGGUGAUUGGUUUUGGAUCUGAAUGAGAGAUGUGUAAUUGCUAAGGGAUCCUCUGCUUAAUUGUAGAGGAUCCCUGUUGGAAGGAAAAUCAAAACCUGGGUUUUGGAUUUCAAUGUUCAAAAUGUGGUUAGUUUGUGAGUAAUUGGUGAUUUUUGUGAGAAGUGAUAGUUAGAAGAGAAGAAUUGGGGUUAUUGAAUUAAGAAGUUAUAUUACACAGUGAAUAGAGAUUAGGGAUGUACUCUUUGGGAGCAGAUUCUGUGUCGGAAUCAUCGGUCGGAGCUGCUACUGGUGUUAAUUUAAUUCCAGCACGUUUCGUUUGGCCGUAUGGUGGGACAAGUGUUUUUAUUAGUGGCUCCUUCACGAGGUGGACAGAGUCUAUACCAAUGUCCCCGGUGGAGGGUUGCCCGGUGGUGUUUCAGGCUAUUCUCAACUUACCGCCAGGAUACCAUCAGUACAAGUUUUUUGUUGAUGGAGAGUGGCGGCAUGAUGAGCGUCUUCCUAUUGUUUCUGGGAAUUAUGGGAUAGUGAAUAUUAGGCGGCUAAUUAGGGAACCUGAUCCGUUUCCAUUAACCUUGGCUCCAGAGACACCUCGGUCCAGAUCCCAUAUGGAUGUGGAUGAGGAGGCUCUUGAAAGUGUGGUGACAGUAAUUGAUGACACACUGCAGGAGGCAGUGCCAAAUGUUUCUUCUGUUGAUUUGGAGGUCUCUCGUCGCCGCAUUUCAGUUUUUUUGUCGACUCAUACAGCUUACGAGUUGCUCCCUGAGUCAGGCAAGGUCAUUGCUUUGGAUGUUAAUUUACCUGUCAAGCAAGCUUUUCACAUACUCUAUGAGCAGGGAAUAACCAUGGCGCCUUUGUGGGAUUUCUGCAAUGCGCAAUUUGUUGGAGUUAUUACUGCAUCAGACUUUGUCUUAAUCCUGAGAGAGUUGCAGCUUGGCCAUGGAUCAAAUUUGACAGAGGAAGAGCUCGAGACACACACUAUAGCCGCCUGGAAAGAGGGGAAAAUGCAUAUUAAAAGACAAACCGACGGAAAUGGAAGGGUGUUUCCUAGGCGUCUUAUCCAAGCGGGACCAUAUGAUUCCUUAAAGGAUCUUUCAGUUAAAAUUAUGCAAAAUGAUGUGGCUACAGUUCCAAUUAUUCAUUCCGCUUCACAGGAUGGUUCAUUUCCGCAGCUACUACACAUUGCUUCCCUUUCAGGAAUUCUUAAAUGUAUUUGCAGGCAUUUUAGACAUUCUUCCAGCUUAUUGCCGAUUCUGCAGCAACCAAUUUGUUCAUUUCCUUUGGGAACUUGGCUGCCAAAAAUUGGAGAAUCUAAUGGGCGACCUUUGGCAAUGUUGAGACCAAACGCAUCUCUUUAUUCGGCCCUAUCCUUGUUAAUUCAGGCUCAAGUUAGUUCAAUACCAAUAGUUGACGAUAAUGAUUCACUACUGGAUAUCUAUUCUCGAAGUGACAUUACUGCUUUGGCUAAAGAUAAAGCAUAUGCGCGGAUUCAGCUAGAUGAAAUGAGUAUUUACCAGGCACUGCAAUUGGGCCAAGAUGCAAGUUCUCCUCAUGGCUUCGUCAAUGGGCAGCGAUGUCACAUGUGUCUGCGUUCUGAUCCGCUUCAUAAAGUGAUGGAGCGAUUGGCCAAUCCUGGGGUGAGACGGCUUGUAAUUGUUGAGGCCGGUAGCAAGCGCGUGGAAGGCAUUAUCUCACUGAGCGAUUUAUUCAGGUUCUUGCUUGGGUUCUGAGAAUGCAUUGGUUUUGAAGUUAUGGAAAGGAGAACUGCUUUGGCGACUCUUCUGGAGAAUCUCAACUAGUUUUUUUUUUUGAUAGAGAUCAGCAUGAUAUUAUUUAGUUGGAUGCAAAGCAUGGGAAAUCUGAUUCCUCCCUUUACUGCGGGUCUUUAGUUGGAUGCAAAGCAUGCCUUGUGCAGAAGAGCCAACACACAGCUUUGGGAUCCCUGAUAUUUAGCAUACACACAGCCUUUAGGGGACCUUGGGAGAGGAUGCAAAGGCUGAACUUUUGUGGGCCUCUUCGUCGUGUAAAUCAUCCUAACCUUACACAGAUGAUUGAAAUUAUAAGCUUUUUGAACCAUUCAUUUUACUGUUAAAUUCACCUAGCUUUUUACAUUUUUUGUUUUGUUUUGUUUUUCUUUUCUGUUUAGUUGUAGCUAUUGUAUUUGUUCAAUGGAACUGGAAUAGUAAAAGACUACUGUGAGGCCAAAAAAGGAAAAUUGACUCCAACAGUUUUUCAUUA